This is a messenger RNA of Ascochyta rabiei, 1767 nucleotides long. Its product is annotated as DNA repair protein rad52. The record is from RefSeq and is a predicted model, not a curated record. Gene Ontology annotation, biological process: mitotic recombination; double-strand break repair via single-strand annealing; DNA recombinase assembly. The transcript is spliced from 4 exons. Gene Ontology annotation, cellular component: nucleus. NCBI's taxonomy places the organism in Eukaryota, Fungi, Ascomycota, Dothideomycetes, Pleosporales, Didymellaceae. The coding region runs from base 1 to 1767 and encodes 588 amino acids.
AUGCCUGCGCCAGGCGACCAGUACAGCGGCGGCGACGUCAAGAAUCCGUUUGAGGAACGCGUCGUACCGAACUUUACCGCACAAGAAAUUGCAACACUACAAAACCGACUGAAUAAACAACUCGGGCCCGAGUACAUAUCCCAGCGACCGGGCAAUGGUGGUGGUCGGGUGGCAUAUCUGGAGGGAAACAAAGCCAUAGCACUUGCCAAUGAGGUGUUCGGGUUCAAUGGCUGGUCGAGUUCCCUGGGACAAGUGCAGAUUGACUACGUCGACGAGCAUCAGAGUGGCAAAGUCAGCCUCGGUUUAUCGAUCGUAGUGAGAAUCACGCUCAAAGAUGGCACAUACCAUGAGGAUAUCGGCUAUGGUUCGAUAGAGAACGGCAAAGGCAAAGCGGCAUCGUUCGAGAAAGCAAAGAAGGAAGCAGCUACGGAUGGCCUGAAGCGCUCGCUACGCACAUUUGGUAACGUUCUCGGGAAUUGUCUAUACGACAAGGAGUAUCUCAAGAAGGUCCAGGCCAUGAAGGUGAAACCCAUCAAGUUCCAAGAAGGCAACCUCUACCGACACCCCGACUUCGCACAACAACCACCAUGGCAGGACGGGCAGGCACUCGUCAAGUCCGAGCCGCUCAGGACACCCGGUCGCCCAAGCCAGAUUCUCAGGACACGAACCGAUCAUCUUUCACACUCGACCACUGCCGACUCUGCCGAUUUCGACGAUGAAUUCGAUGGGAAUCUUUUCGAUGGGGUUGAAGUUUCUGAGGAUCAGGUUGACACUACUUUCGAUUCAGCGUCCUCGGACACCGUUGUACCACGAGCAGCAGAAGCAUCCAGGAAGACAAAUGGCACGAACGGCACGAACCCGGAACGCAACACACCUGGCCCUCAGAGCGGUCCUCCACCGCCUCAUGCACAGAGGCAACCAGCACCAGUGGGGCGCGGACAAGGGCUUCCACCUCAGCAGCUCCAGCCAAACCAGGGACCUGGGCGGCCACAGCCGAAUGAACCAAAUCAACGCGGCCCACAAACGCCUCAGCAGCCUCGCCCGGAUCAGGCUCGACGCAUGCCUCCACCAACAGCUGACACGAACAAGGCACCAGCUCAACAGCAACCAAACGGACAGCAAUCCCAACAGCAACCUUUGCGACCGACCCCUCCACAAGCACAGCAGGCUAAUCAGCCACGCCCCGGGCCACAGGCUGCAGGCAACACAGCUCCUCCAACCAAUGCUCCCAAUCCUAAUGUUCGGCCACCCGUUGGCUUCGUGACCUCGCGUGCAGCCGAACAGGUACAGAGCGCGGAAUCUGUAGCAGCACUCAACUCCCUCGCCUUCAAUCCUCACGCGGAGUCGCCUGUUCCCAAGGAAAAACGCACACCUGGUCUAGACCACACUCGCAGUGUCCCUGUAAAGCGCAAGGACGACGGUGGCGCUCCACUGCCUCAACCCCAAGGCGUCGGACGUCCAGCAAACGGAAGCGGCGCGGGAUUCAACCGGCCAAGCACUUUUGUCAACCCACAACAAGACGCCACGCGCCGGAUCGGUAUGCCCGGCGCACCCAACUAUGCCAUGAGUCCUAGUGCGAACCGUGGCGCGUACAAGCCGCCUACCUUUGCAAACGGGGCGGCGCCGAAUGCAUUGAAGAGGGAGAGGGUUGCACUGCAGGAUGUGAGUAAUGCGAGCGCGAAUGGUGUGACGGCGCAAGAGGGCGAUGCGAAGCGGCAGAAGAUAGAGGUGCCUGGGGUGGAGAAUGCGGGUGUUAGUUCUUCCUAA